GUACGGGGACAUGGUGCCAAAAACAAUCGUGGGCAAGGUGUUUGGGUCCAUAUGCUCUCUGAGUGGUGUGCUGGUCAUCGCCCUGCCUGUCCCUGUCAUCGUGUCAAACUUCAGCCGGAUCUACCACCAAAGCCAGCGGGCGGAGAAGCGACGAGCCCAGAGGAAAUCUCGACUUGCUAGAAUCCGCGCUGCGAAGAUUCGAGGCACUAAUGUCUAUAUGCGCUACAAACAAAACGGGCAGAUCAACUCACUGGAGGAGGCCUGCAAGGAGGCAGGAAAAGCCCUGGUGGCGAAGGCCGCCAGCCCUCCUUUUGAGACCCAGCAUAAUCACCUGCUGCACUGCCUGGAGAAGACCACGAACCACGAGUUUGUGGACGAGCAGACGUUUCAGGCCAACUGCAUGGAGAUCUCUGUGAUGAACAAGUCGGGGUCCUGUGCGUCCUCGCUGUCCUCGUCUCCACACGGCCUCAGCUCGUGCUGUUCACGACGCCACAGGAAGAAGAACAGCUUCAGCCUGCCCAGCACAAACAACCAGGAGCUCAGCACCAUCCAGAUCAGAGAGAGGCCGAUGGUCAACAGCCGCUCCAGUCUGAAUGCCAAACUUGAUGGGACUGCGCCCUUGAAAUGUGACAAAUCUUACAUCACUCCUUCCAUGGUCAGCCUAUCUGCCCCGGUGGUGACCUCAUCGGACGGGCACGGCUCCACCACCACCUCCACAUACUCUCAGAGCAACAUUGUCCGAGUAUCUGCCUUGUAGAUGUCAUGCUUAUCUGAUCAGCAAACUGGUCUCAAGAAGCACCAGAUGCUGAGGAGAGGGACCACCGAGCAUCAACCUGCCAUAAUCUAGAGGGAUUAUAAGAUUAGCAGAAAUCUGGUUUUUUUGAAGUAGUGAUCUCAUCUGAUGUCAAACUCUGCAUGGUAUUACAAUGAUGUGGACGGCUGCCUUGGAUAUAUGAGCGAACCAGCAGAUCUUGCUCCAUUAAGCACAGCAGAGCAACGGGAGUGUUUGGACUGCGUGGUUAUCGUUGUUGCCUAAAAAUACUGAGAAAACUUUAUUUUUGAAUAUGUAAUGUAGUUGUAAUUGUUGUCUUCUGGUUCAAAGGAGGAGAGGCAGACGUUACAAGGUCAUUCAUCAUGGCCUCUGAGGACAAAGCACACAUAUUCAUUAACCAAGGGCCAUCUUUGUGAAUAUUAAAUCCGAAUACUUACACAGAAGAAACAUUCACUCACCACCCACUAAAAUAGAUUGUUUUGAAAUCCCUCAAUUAACUGCUUUCCAAUAGUCCCCUCACUGUUGUAAAUUCAGAAAACAUGCAUCCACUGGAAUGGAUAACUGUUGUGAAUAUUCAUUAACUGACUCAUUAACUGGUUGGUGUCAUCGCUUGAUGAGUAAAAUAUGCUUCGCAUCAUGACAUGUUUGUGAAAUGUGCAAAUGCAAGUCAAAAUGACAGAAUCUGUGUUAAUUUACAUAUUUGACAUUCUGAUAUGGAUCUAUGUGAAAGCCAUUGUCAUUAAUUAACAAUUGAUAUUGCGAAGUAUACAGGGUACAUACAGUAUUAGUUAGGUCACAAGGUAGAGAUAUAAGUUAAUGUUCUCCGCAACACUUAACUAAUACUAACCCUAAUGUUGACUUAAACCAUAUGAAAGAAUGUUGGACAUCAAUUCCACUGAGUUGCUCUUAAAUUCUAAUAUUCAUUAUAAUCAGCGAGACUUGGUAGAUUUCACUGUGUUAAAGGACCAUUUUGUACAUUUUUCAUAUUGUAAAUAUCUCAGUUAGAAUUUAUCAAAUGCAUUUGAAGUUGGCUUCUCUUAUUUCUAGAUUUAGUUGACAGUUGUUGCCAUACUAUUUCUGUCUGUUAACUGGUUGAAUUAAGGAUUUGCAUGCUGUCAUUGCAGAGUUCUGUUUUAUUAAAAGUAUGUCUUCUUGUCGGAGGUUUGUCAGUAAAAAUGAGAUUAAUGAAAGGAAACACAAUGAGCCUGGUAUGUUAUGAUGUAAAUUCUUUGCUUUUAAUGAAAUGAAAAAAUCUUGUCAUGGGUGAGGAAAAAGGGAUAAAUAAUCACACAUUGUGCAUUUGGUGCAGUGGAUAGAAUAAAUGCUGUAGCUCUAUUGAAAAACCCAUUAAAUGACCCAUGUCUUUUGUUUUUAAUAGGGUGGAUUUCAUCAUGUUUUGCCUGAUUACUCAAAGAGCUAAUAAUAAUAGGAUGGAAUAAUAAUUAGGUGCUGCUGGAGGACAUGUGAGGGCUUGACUGUCCCAGUGGUGGGUCUCUGCUGCGGGGUCUCUGGAGACAGACAGGCGGGCCUCAGUGAUUGUUUGACAGAGGCCUCCGCUGCGGCCCCCUGCUGAGCCCGCUGCGUAGGACCAGGCUGUUUCUCCCAGCAUGCAGCGUCUCCGCUCUGCUGUGUUAAAUAACCGCUGUGAAGUCAGGCUGCAUAAAAUCUAAGAUAACACAGCAGCAUAUUAAAUAAUAAAACCUCCUAUACCCAAAUUAAAAUUCACACUUUGACGUCUGGGGUUUAACUUUGUUACUAUUUGAACAAUGACCAGAGAAACCAUUCUAGUAUUCAGUUACAUACUGUAUAUUGAAUUUGGUCUAAAGAAAAGUAGUCAGAAGUGGAAAUAUUAUCACUUCUUAGUGAAUCUGGACACACAUUUUGUUUUCAACCUAUAAAACUCCGUCCUAAACUGAGGGUUCACUGCUGCAUAUAUGAUUGGGUUACUCAGUGAUGUGAUGCAGGUGACAGACACUGACAGGAUCUCCACUUCAUUAAUGACUUUCACCUGAAUAAUCACAGGAAAUGAUAAAGUGUUAGAGAACAGAUCAAACUUGGAGUCAUUCUAUCAAUCUAAAGAAUAAAGCGUUUAAACCUUGG
Molecule: messenger RNA, 2872 nt
Organism: Gymnodraco acuticeps
Lineage: Eukaryota; Metazoa; Chordata; Actinopteri; Perciformes; Bathydraconidae
Gene: kcnd2
Product: potassium voltage-gated channel, Shal-related subfamily, member 2
Biological process (GO): protein homooligomerization; potassium ion transmembrane transport
Cellular component (GO): voltage-gated potassium channel complex; membrane
Molecular function (GO): A-type (transient outward) potassium channel activity; protein binding
Source: RefSeq, a predicted model, not a curated record